CGGGUUACAAGAACGUGAUGACGAACAACGCUCUCUUUUUGCCGCAUCUACUGCGAGGAUGAAGACCAUUCUCAGCAAUCAGACGGUCGACAUCCCGGAGAAUGUCGACAUCACCCUGAAGGGACGCACGGUGAUCGUGAAGGGCCCCAGAGGAACCCUGCGAAGGGACUUCAAUCACAUCAACGUAGAACUCAGUCUUCUCGGAAAGAAAAAGAAGAGGCUCCGAGUUGACAAAUGGUGGGGGAACAGAAAAGAGCUGGCUACAGUUCGUACCAUCUGCAGUCACGUGCAGAACAUGAUCAAGGGCGUUACACUGGGCUUCCGAUACAAGAUGAGGUCUGUGUAUGCUCACUUCCCCAUCAACGUUGUUAUUCAGGAGAAUGGUUCUCUUGUUGAAAUCCGAAAUUUCUUGGGUGAAAAAUAUAUCCGCAGGGUUCGGAUGAGGCCAGGUGUUGCUUGUUCUGUAUCUCAAGCCCAAAAAGAUGAGUUAAUUCUUGAAGGAAAUGACAUUGAACUUGUAUCGAACUCAGCUGCUUUGAUUCAGCAAGCCACAACUGUUAAAAACAAGGAUAUCAGAAAAUUUUUGGAUGGUAUCUAUGUUUCUGAAAAAGGAACAGUUCAGCAGGCUGAUGAAUAAGAUCUGAGUUGUCCAUCUGCAGAAACAGCGAGAAGCCGGAUGAUUUUUCAGACUUAUUUGUGAUAUUUUAAAGAUGCAAUAAAAGCUAUACUGAUUUGUGGC
This is a messenger RNA of Enhydra lutris kenyoni (northern sea otter), 739 nucleotides long. RefSeq names its product ribosomal protein L9 (gene RPL9). Gene Ontology annotation, cellular component: cytosolic large ribosomal subunit; ribosome. The record is from RefSeq and is a predicted model, not a curated record. Gene Ontology annotation, biological process: cytoplasmic translation. Gene Ontology annotation, molecular function: structural constituent of ribosome; rRNA binding. Lineage: Eukaryota; Metazoa; Chordata; Mammalia; Carnivora; Mustelidae. The transcript has 8 exons. Bases 59 to 637 code for a protein of 192 amino acids.